Messenger RNA from Xenopus tropicalis (tropical clawed frog), 710 nucleotides. Its product is annotated as coiled-coil domain-containing protein 150-like. The transcript is spliced from 5 exons. The record is from RefSeq and is a predicted model, not a curated record. Lineage: Eukaryota; Metazoa; Chordata; Amphibia; Anura; Pipidae. The coding region runs from base 257 to 547 and encodes 96 amino acids.
UUGAUUUCGAGAGUAUAUAAUUCAGUUCAAGGCACAUAAUAUCUAACAAGCCAGCAGCCCUCUAUGGUAGAAACUAUAUUCUGGGUGACGAAGAAAAGCAAUGGUAUUUACCUCGUUGUUAUGUAAAGCUUUGCGUUGGAGACUUUGCAGGUAGACCAACAGUGUUCUUUAAACCAACAACUGGAAAUCCAGUGCUCAGAACUCACAGCCGCCAUGCAAACAUUUACAACAGAGAAUAUCCAGCUUCAAGACCAACAUGAGCAAGAAAUCAAGGGAAGUGCUUCGAGCUGACCACUCAGCAUGUCAGAAGAAGGCAAUACAUGCAGAACAGAAAACGGCCACACAGAGGGAGUUGCAGGAGUCAACUAUUGCCCGUCGGAGCAGUGACCUGGACUCAGCCCUGAAAGAAAAAAUCCGUUUAGAGAAUGAGAGGGAUUCAUUACAAGCUAAGUCUACGAGCUGCAUUGCCAAGACAAGAAGAUCUCCGCAGGGGCAACUCUCAAUCCACAACCACUGCAAGCGCAACUAUACUUACAGGUGUCUAUAAAGGAAAUUCUAAUCGUUAUUUAAUAAGCAGUGUCACCAUGCAAACUGUUGACAUCAUCAUCAUGCAGUGUUCAUGGGAUCAUGGGACAAUGUUUUUGGUGGCUUGGUGAUGCCAGGGGAGGGGUUGUGGUGCAGACACAAUUCUGUGGAUUUCUGCAUGUAGU